GUCGGCCAGCCAGCCAGCCAGUGUGCUGUCCGUACGCGAUCACUUCGCACGUGUUCCGUCUUCCGUCACGAUCUGUGCAUUUCCACGCGCCCGCCUUCCCGCGUGUUUAUACCGAUAUAUAUGUAUAUGAAUAUUUUUACCAUCAAUCCGGUUAAUCCUUUUUCGGUUAUUUGCGUGUAUUCGAAUUCCCUCUAGUACUCUCGCGCGAGAAAAUUGUUUCGUCUCUGACGACACGAUGCGUGAUAUCUUCGAUGACCGUACGACCAACAACUACGUGAUUAUUUUUAAAUAAUAAUCGUUAUUGGACAAACAGUCGCAGUCGUAGGAACAGCCCGUCCGCCGUAAGGUUGUAGUGCAGCACUAGUCGUGUAGUAAUACCAGUAAAACACACAGCAGUGCGCGGGUGACGAUCAGACGUCGCCGUAGUCGUCCCUGCGAACCGCCGCCGCGAUGGUCGUCUGCAAGUGCACCGCCGCCGCCGUGUUGUGCGUUCUAGUGACGAUUUUGGCGACCGUGGCACUGGCAGCCAGAAAACACUCACCUCUACUCGAAGACAACGCAUUGCCCAAGAAACCGUCUAGGGUGACAGAAUGUCAGUUCGGCAAACAGCUCAAAGAAAUCGGAUCUACUUGGUACGCGGACUUGGGACCGCCUUUCGGUGUUAUGUACUGCAUAAAAUGCGAAUGCGUCCAGGUUCAAAAAAAGAGAAGAAUUAUUGGACGAGUGCAAUGUCGAAACAUAAAAAACGAUUGCCCAAAACCCAAUUGUGAAGAACCUAUAUUAUUACCAGGAAAAUGUUGCAAAUCAUGUCCAGGAGAUGAAGCCAAUGAUUUUGUGCAAGAUCCACCAGAUGACGAAGAAAAAAGCAUGAAACACUUUGCCGCGAUAUUGACCGGCCAAUCAUCGAGAUCUGGUGACCCGAAAAAAAUGGACUUCCUGCCAACGUCAGCGCAAGAAACGGGAUUGGAUUACGUCGCCACUGGACGGUUCACGUUCUACCGAAAACACUUGUACUUUUCGUUUUACACCAACAAACCUGACCGGCCUAAAACUGUGCAGUUUGUCGACACCAACGGCAACAUCAUCGAGGAAAUUACGCUGUUGCCGAGCACCAUCUAUCAGAACCUGACUGGGAAAAUCUGCGGCGUUUGGCGUCGCGUGUCCAAAGACUACAAGCGGUUGUUGCGCGAAGAAAGGAUGUCCGUGUCGCUGGUCUGGGAUACGGCAAUCAUCGGCGGUCAUCUUUACAGGUUUCGAGCGUUGGACACAGAAACAUUCAGCUCACUGCUCACCGGCACGAAACGGGACUCUGGUGGUACGAGCAUCGUUUCCAUAUCGACCGUAUCGCCGUCCAUACACAUGCAAAUCAUGUUCAACGGCCCGUUUGGUGGUCAAGACACUGGAUCAUUUUUGGUCAAACUGAAGUAUGCCGAGAACGAGCGUAUCGUUGUGGAAGAAACCAUUAGAGUGGAAAAGAUGACAAAUAGUUCGAUCGUCAUCGAGUUACAAUCACCCGUUACGUUUUCCGACCUCAACGCUUUGUCCAAACAAGAUCUCAUUAUUACCCUGGAAUCCAAACAGUCGAGUUUCAAAUUGCAAGGGACUGUCGAACCCCGCGUAUUCUGCGAUAUUUACCAAACACUGGUUGUGUCUAAUAGCCAUCAAGUGGACUCGAAAAAAGACAGAACCAGUGGCGUCGCAUGGGCCUUUAUUAAUAAGGACGGAGCGUUGGAGUAUCGUGUUAAAUUUGACAAUAACGCAGUCACUGAGUUGGCCAUUGUUUCUGGCGAAUCCCGAGUAUCAGCCCUCGACAUAUCUGAGUCGAUUGUACAGAACUGGAGCAACGGAACCGUGUCUACCAUGGGCCCGGUGCACCUGGAGCAGUUGUAUGCCGAAGAGCUGAGCUUGUUCAGUGCGUCGUCUGGCUUCAAGAGCAGAUUCUUAUGGAGGCCCGUGGCCGAUGCCAGAGAUACGGCGGGCGCAAUGCUGCUGUCCAGCCCCGACGAACGGUCGAUGGUCGGACUUUUAUGGAUGACUGUGGACCCCGAUUGCACGCUGCAGUAUGAAGUUGUUCUAUCGGGCUCCAACGUGAAAAAUCGUCUUUUUGAACUAUACGUCGAGGACUCGCCGCUUUCGAUUCCCGGAGCCCCGGUUUUUCGAAGACUACUUGAAGAGUUCGAAGGGCCUUCAUUUGAAGGGUAUACCAUUGGUCUCAGUCAAGAAGAAUUGUUACGUCUCAACACGAACAUCGUACACGUGGACCUGUGGGAUCCAAAACUAGGACAGUCCAUACUGAAAACCGAAUGGAAACAUGUUAAUGUUCCUGUAGUUUGUUAUUCUCACGAGGCAAGCGAAAAUGAUUCCAACAAUAUACUGAUGAACAACGAUGAAUCAGAUCAUCAGCACACGUCGCAUCUAAGCUGUUUGCACGGACAAAAGUACUAUCAACACGGUGCACAAUGGACAUCUUCAGUAGACGAAUGUUACAUGUGCAAUUGCCACUACGGUAGGGUAACAUGUGAUCUAAUAAUUUGCCCAAUAGUUCAAUGCCCAGCGCCAUCAGCCAAACCGGGAACAUGUUGUCCGACAUGUGAAGAAAACGGAUUUGUAAAUCAAAAUAAUUCAACUAACUCAUGUUUACUAGCUGGACAGCAAUUUCAAGCUGGCAGCAAUUGGCAUCCCUAUUUACCUCCCAAUGGUUUUGACACUUGUACUCUGUGUCAUUGUAAUAAUACAUCAUUAAAAAUCAAGUGUCAGCGGAUGGACUGUCCACCGUUGGAAUGUGAUCAAAGAGUAGCCAUUAGGCCAACAAAACGUUCCUGUUGUAAAGUUUGUCCGUCUACAUUGCAGACAACUACCAAAUCAACAGGGCCACUUGUUCAACUUGCCCAGGGUGACCAACAAGUAAAUGGAGAAAGUGGUUCAGAUUUAGAAAUAUUGACAAAUGGUGGUUGCAGUUAUCCUGUUGGAGGACCUUACGAGAAUGGUCAAGAAUGGCAUCCCAAAAUAUACUCGCAUGGUGAAGUCAAAUGUAUUAACUGUAAAUGUAAAGAUGGAAAAGUAAGGUGUGACCGUAAAAAAUGUCCUAAGUGGUCUUCGUGUUCAGAUCCUUGUUGCAAGUCCGUAUGUCGAAGACAUAAACGUCAAAUAUUUAAAUUUUAAAUAUAACAAUACAUUGUUCCUGAAUAAAUGAAUAAAUUAUAUGAAAUGUAAUAAGUAAUAACGAUUAGGUUCAGAAUGAUAACAAUUGUUUAUAUUAUGCAAUAACGAUGAGACACAUCAAAUUGAACAGUCUUAGACUUAUUAAAAUUAAUAUUAUUGUUUACCGAAAUCCAUAGACUGAUAUACAUAAUAUUUAUUAUUUUUCUUUUAAUGAGUAGCUGAUAUUAUGUAAUUGUCAGUAUUAAUAUAAGAAAUGUAUAUGUAAUUGUAAACAUUUAAAAAAUAUUAACUUCCUGUA
Molecule: messenger RNA, 3460 nt
Organism: Sipha flava (yellow sugarcane aphid)
Lineage: Eukaryota; Metazoa; Arthropoda; Insecta; Hemiptera; Aphididae
Gene: sog
Product: dorsal-ventral patterning protein Sog
Exons: 15
Coding region: 451-3162 (903 amino acids)
Biological process (GO): multicellular organism development
Molecular function (GO): protein binding
Source: RefSeq, a predicted model, not a curated record